CCCCAGGAUAGUGAUAUCGUUUAAUCUCGCCAUUCCACUUUACCGAGUCCGGCACUACAUUGAGCAAUGCGCUAGACAAAAAAGUGCGAAAAAAGUACGGAUGUAAAUCGGCAACAAGAAUGCAAGCGCGAUAACCAUCAUAACCCUCCCCCGCCAUCUCGGGACUCUCCAGAUGGCGGCGCAAACCCUCUACAGGUCGCUGCUCCGGCGCCAACUCCAGUUCUUUCGAUCCCGCCCACAGAGCCAGAGACGAGGCCGGUCCUCCAAGCCCGAUGGACAAUCAAAACCAGGCCCCGAGGAGGGCCAGAUCCCCGUCGCCAACAAUGUCCCGACGCUCCCCUUCUGGCAGAGGCUCGGUCCUCUGACGCGCGUGGCCGAGGCGUAUGCGAGAGCCCAGCGAACGAGGCCGUAUGUGACGCAGCUGUGCAGUUCCCUGGUCAUCUACCUUUGCGCCGAUUUCUCGGCGCAGAACAUGAGCGGGAAAGAAUACGAUCCGGAGCGGACGGGGAGGUCGUUGACCAUCGGUGCCAUAUCAUCGAUUCCGAGCUACGAAUGGUUCAUGUUCCUCUCGCGGAACUUCAACUACGCGUCGCGCAUCCUCUCACUCGUGACCAAGGUGGUCGUCAACCAGCUCUGCUUCACGCCGGUUUUCAACAGCUACUUCUUCGGGAUGCAGUCGUUCUUGGCGGGCGACAGCAUGGCCGAGGUGUGGGAGCGGAUCAGGCGGACCGUCCCCGUCAGCUUCGUCAACUCGCUGAAGCUGUGGCCUGCGGUGACGGCGUUCAGCUUCACGUUCAUCCCGCUGGAAUACCGGAGCAUCUUCGCCGGCGUGAUCGCUGUCGGCUGGCAGACAUAUCUGAGUUUCCUCAACCGCAUGGCCGAGGAAGCGGAGCCGUCAAGGAAGGACGAGCAUUCCGCGCCGCAUCCGCUUCAAACAGCGCUUCGGCCGCUGAAGAGCCCGAGUUAUCGAACAUUUCAGGCCAGACCCGCCAACCGAACCUCGCAACGGUCCGCGUCCUCGACGAGCUCGUCCAGCUCUACAGACUCGCUGCUGCUCUCACGGCUGAAAACCAUUGCAUUCGGCGCGUCGGUGGCGGCAUCAUCAUACCUUGUCUUCCUCUACGCGACCGACACGCGGGCGUCCAUCCACCAGUGGCUCAUCCCGCCCCUCAUCCGCGCCCUCUUCCCCGACGCCGAGGACGCCCACCACGCCGGCACGACGGCCCUCAAGGUCCUCUACCCCCUGGGCCUCCACCCCCGCGAGCGCCCGCCGCGCAGUAGCAGCCAACAGCCCGGUGGUGCCGACGACGACCUCUCGGUGACCGUGUUCGGCGCCCGCCUCGCCAACCCCAUCGGCAUAUCCGCGGGCCUGGACAAGGACGCCGACGUCCCCGACGCCCUGUUCGCCCUGGGCCCCGCCGUCGUCGAGGUCGGCGGCUGCACGCCCCUGCCCCAGGACGGGAACCCGCGCCCCCGCGUCUUCCGCGUGCCCGCACUCGACGGCCUCGUCAACCGCUACGGGCUCAACUCGCGCGGCGCCGACGCCAUGGCGGCGCGCCUGCGCGCACGCGUCAGGGCGUUUGCGCGGCGGCUCGGCGUCGCCGAGAGGGACGUGCUGGACGGGAGGGUCGAGGUUGAUGUCGUCGGUCAGGGGCGGGUGGUGCCGCCGGGGGGCCUGCACCCGGGCCGGCUGCUGGCGGUGCAGGUGGCCAAGAACAAGGGCACGGACGAGAAGGACGUGGACGCGGUGAUUGGCGACUACGUGUACUGCGUCAAACGCCUGGCGCCGUACGCGGACGUGCUGGUGGUCAACGUCAGCAGCCCCAACACGCCCGGCUUGCGGGACCUGCAGGCGACGGAGCCGCUGACGAGGCUCCUGAGCGCCGUGGUGGAGGAGGCCGGGCGGGCGGACCGCAGGACGAAGCCGAGGGUCAUGGUCAAGGUGUCGCCCGACGAGGACGACGAGUCCCAGAUGGAGGGCGUCGUCCAGGCUGUGUGGAUGAGCGGCGUCGACGGCGUCAUCGUGGGCAACACGACGAAGCGGAGGACCGGGUUGGUGCCGCCGGCGCUCGCGCUGUCUAGGAAGGAUCAGAGCGCGUUCCUCGAGGACGGCGGGUUCUCGGGCCCGGCCAUGUUCGACAGGACGCUUGACCUGGUGAGGAGAUAUAGGAAGAUGCUGGACGGGCAUUCCCUCCAGGCGGGAUCGGGGCCUUCCGCUUCCCCGAAGGUCAUCUUCGCCACAGGAGGCAUCACGAAUGGCGAGCAGGCCCUGAAAGUCCUCAAUGCUGGGGCGAGUGUUGCCAUGGUCUACACGGGAUUGGUGUAUGGCGGGUCGGGGACCGUCACGAGGAUAAAGCGCGAAAUGAAGGAUGAGCUGCAAAGCUGAUGGACAAUGGACUUUGUAGAUUAUUAUGCUAGAAGCUAGAUUAGAGGGUUCUUUCCAUCGCCAGUCCAGAAACCCCGUUCUCAGACGUGAACCCAU
Molecule: messenger RNA, 2482 nt
Organism: Phialemonium atrogriseum
Lineage: Eukaryota; Fungi; Ascomycota; Sordariomycetes; Cephalothecales; Cephalothecaceae
Exons: 4
Coding region: 173-2386 (737 amino acids)
Biological process (GO): 'de novo' pyrimidine nucleobase biosynthetic process; pyrimidine ribonucleotide biosynthetic process
Cellular component (GO): cytoplasm; mitochondrial inner membrane
Molecular function (GO): dihydroorotate dehydrogenase activity
Source: RefSeq, a predicted model, not a curated record